AUGACCCCUUACAUAUACUGCAGCGAUGACUCUUCACUUGACGAGUUUAAUGGUGAAGAUCCUGUUGUUGGUGACUCUGGGACUGUCGAAGAGUCUGGCCUCAAAGAAUUGCAUGCAGACCCCAAUGACUGCGACAGUGGUGAUGUGAGCAAGGAAAAGGUGGUCAGUGAGGGCCUUAGCGACAACAGUGUUGAGAUACCCAGCGUUAUCAAAGACGGCAUUCGUCACGGUGGUUUCUCUUACGAUCCAAUCGACCUCGGCGGACCAAGUUUUCGCCUCCUGCGCCUUCUGAAAGGCCGCGAUCCAUCAAUCCCAUGCGAAUUGUUUACAGCACGCUUGCAAGACCGGGAGAGGGUGAUAUCUUAUGAGUCAAUCUCCUACGUCCGGGGCAGUCAGGACCGAGAAUACAGCGUGGUGCUCCACAACAAGAAAUUCGGCGUAACCAGAAGCCUUCACGACGCUCUAUGUUUCUUGCAGCUUAAAGAUAACGAUCGCAUCGUCUGGGUAGAUGCAAUCUGUAUUGACCAGGAAAACGACGUUGAGUGUGGCCAUCAAGUCCGGCACAUGGGCGAUGUAUACAGCGAGGCGGAAUCCGUUAUUUAUUGGCUUGGGCCUCCAGGAUUUGACACAAACUGCUGCCUACGGGCGCUCAGGCGGCUUGAGGAGGAGGCCAGGAGGACUGUCUCGAAGACGUGGACAGGGGAACAGUGGAUGGCUGCUUGGACACAUUUGGAGGCAAGUGACCAACGACACCCAGGGCUCGAGCGCAAAGGCUUGGAAGAGCUUCUUUGUCGACCGUGGUUUAGGAGAGUAUGGAUUUUACAGGAGGUCGCCAAAUCCAAAGCCGCUAGUGUAUACUGCGGAAAUGAAUUCGUCUCGGCAAGGAUCUUCAGGCUUGCUCCGUCUCUGCUUGGGGUGGCUCCUGAGCCCCAUUGCCAGGGAAUAUUGGACAUGAUGCCUGGGCCCUUUCGAGCAAGUUCUUGGUUUGGUGGAUGCCUGGAUCUCUACACACUGUUGGAGAAUAUUGGAGGAAGCGAAGCGACAAGGGACAAAGACUUGGUAUAUGCCCUACUGGCUCUGGCUUCAGAUGCGAUCAACAUCAUUCAGCCAGACUACGAAAAGACGGACGAGGAUGUUGUGGAAACGGUCUUUUCUUUUUUAUUUCACGUGAAACCCCGGCUAGGAAUUCGCCCAAACUCGCUCCGAGAUCUUUGCACUCGUCUCACAUUCUGGAACGAAAGGGCUCUCGAGUUAGCAGCAAUGGAUGAGUUGGACGGCGAUGCAGCAAUGGCCCACAACUUAGAUCGCCGACCUAGACUGCCUAUCAGCGAAUGGGUAGUUCGGGCUGUGGCCAAAAAUAAAGGGAAAGGAAGUCAGAUACUCGAAGCAAUACUGGCCAACUUGGAAAGGUUGUCGCGCGAGCUCCCUCCAGGUUAUGUUACUGCGGUGGUCAAAGAGGCAAUCUCAAAACGAUGUCAGUGGAGACGAAGUGCUCAGAACGUUGUUCUCGAAGACCACUUACCGACCAUCGGUCACGGAGAAGUUCUUCAGUCUAGCGGCGGGAAACCGACCAAAAGGUGUUGCAAUCAUCAAGAUCCUGCUUCACCACUGCCCCAUCGACAGUCCUCCCAACAAACGAAUUAA
Molecule: messenger RNA, 1644 nt
Organism: Podospora anserina S mat+
Lineage: Eukaryota; Fungi; Ascomycota; Sordariomycetes; Sordariales; Podosporaceae
Exons: 1
Coding region: 1-1644 (547 amino acids)
Source: RefSeq, a predicted model, not a curated record